AUGUUUAAAUGCCUUGUAAGACUCCCCAAUUUUUUGGGUAAUGCCUUGUCGCCGUGCAAAAUAUACCCAAAUCAUCAGCACUUCAAAUAUUCAUUUAAAUACUCAUCGUCAGCCGCAACAGAGAGAAAACGAUUUUAUCAGGACGUCUCGAUAUCCCAAGGUGAAGGAGGUUUAUUUGAAAUAAACCUGGACCGAAGGAAGCUGAAAACUCCUGGAGGGAAACUGUUCACAGUGCCAAAUGAAGCCCUUGCCAUUGCCGUGGCAACUGAGUGGGAUGCUCAAAGGGAUACGCUCAAGUUUUACACGAUGCAUCUGACUACACUUUGCAACACAGCUCUUGACAAUCCUACACAGCGCAACAAGGACCAAAUGAUCAGUGCUGCUUUAAAGUUUCUGGAGACAGACACUGUUUGUUACAGAGUGGAUGAGCCUUAUGGUUUGGUUGAUCUUCAGAAGAAUGAGUGGGACCCUGUACUGCAAUGGAUUGAGAACAGAUAUAACGUCACUAUCGGCUCUUCGUCCAGUAUUAUGGGCCCGGACAUCCCACAGGCAACUAUAGACACAUUCUGCCAACAUCUCAAAUCGUACAAUUUCUGGUCUUUGACAGGACUUGAGUAUGUAAUUACCCAGCUGAAAUCUGUGGUGUUAUCAUUGGGGAUGAUUGACAGAUAUCUAAGUGUAGAGAAGGCUGUGUUACUCUCCAGGCUGGAGGAAGAAUACCAGAUUCAGUGCUGGGGGAACGUGGAGUGGGCCCACGACUAUGACAUGUAUGAACUGAGGGCUCGCACUGCCGCCGGUGCUCUGUUUGUACACCUUUCGUCUGAGAGUUCCACUGUCAAACGCAAACUUUUGCAGGAUUGA
Molecule: messenger RNA, 861 nt
Organism: Nerophis lumbriciformis (worm pipefish)
Lineage: Eukaryota; Metazoa; Chordata; Actinopteri; Syngnathiformes; Syngnathidae
Source: RefSeq, a predicted model, not a curated record